UUCGGAGCCACAGCAGACACCUCUCGCUGAACGGGCAGAGCAGACAUGCUCUCCUCACGACGCCCGGUGUCCCCGGUGUCCCCGAGCCUGCAUCCUGAGAAGGGGAAGCACCCGAGCUUUGGAAGCAUGGCUAAGGUUUUGGAUGAGACUGAAACCAGUUCGGAGAGUACCGCGCCCAGAGAAGAACGGCAAGACAAUGCCACCGUGGAGCAGUACGUGAGAAAUAAAAACCUUGUUCUGGAUUUCCUGCACAACGACCUGAACCCUCGCCUCCUCCGGUACCACUGGAACAAAUUUAACCUUCUGAAGAAGUGUUACUUUUACCUGAAGAUUGAGCCCAGACACCUGUGCGUGAGAGACCAGAACAAUAUGAUGAUCUGCGCCGACAUCCUGCAAAUCGCAAACCCCUGCCAGCUCCAGAAGAUUAAGAAGGUGGGAAAAAACCAGACUGAAAUCCAGCUGGCACUUUUAACCGAGCUGUUGGAACAGUUGGAACGAGGCCGAAAGGAGCUGAGCCACUACGUGGAGACCUGUGACAUGGCCACUUUCCUCUCCCAAUGGGACCUGACUAUAAAGAGAGUGCUCAAGCUGUCUGUGCUUUUCAGUAAACUCAUUGCCUUGGAAGAGCCAAGAAAGCUCCAUGUCAAGCACAGUUUGGUGUCACAGGUAAUUCUUGGAGGUGCUGUACACCCUCACAUCAGUCUUUCUCUGUACACAAAGAAGCCACCGAUUUUUGAUCGGAGAGAGUCAUUUGCGUCCCAGAACUGGGCCCAGCUCAAGUGGAUUAAUGAAAACCAGGAGUCACACCUCGAGCGGUGGCAACUGGAGAUUAAGUUAGUGACAAAUGACAGUCAGACAGAGCCAGGAUACAGUCGGAUUCAGGAAGUCAUCUCCAACCCAUGUGUAAUCCAUCACCUGCAGCCUGGCAGAUUGUACGAAUUCCGAGUGAAGAGAUCCGACACUCACACACUUGUCUACUCACAGUGGCACGACCGCAUUGUAUUGAAGACAAAAACUGUCCCUGUUGAAGACACCAAUGGCAGCACCAACAGCAGCUUGAUGAGGCGGCUCACCAGAACAUCUUCCUCAUUUUAA
Messenger RNA from Myiozetetes cayanensis, 1095 nucleotides. It is a transcript of the gene FNDC11, whose product is annotated as fibronectin type III domain containing 11. The transcript is spliced from 2 exons. Bases 46 to 1095 code for a protein of 349 amino acids. Lineage: Eukaryota; Metazoa; Chordata; Aves; Passeriformes; Tyrannidae. The record is from RefSeq and is a predicted model, not a curated record.